AUGGCCUUUUUUCAGCUUGGGCUACGCCGGGCAGCCAUUCAGCUGUCCAGGCCAUCCGUCUUUUGCACCAGAGCUACCUUCAAUGUCUCUCAGCAACAGAACAUCACCAAGCUUGCGACUUCUGCUUCAUCCAUCUUGAAGCUCGUGAGCCAGGCUCGUCAGACCCAAUCCCGGAACUAUGCCACCCAGAAACUCGAAGAAUCUCCCCUCAGCAAGCUCGCCUCCGAUAUUGCUAAGCCCGUCCCGUCCUCGUCCUCGUCCUCUGAUAAGUCUGAGAAAAAGUCCAGCUUCCCGGAAACCAGCUCGAAAUCUGUCGCCUACUGGCUCCUCGCCAGCGCUGCUUCUGUCUUUGGUAUCGUCGUCUUUGGUGGUCUGACCCGCUUGACCGAGUCUGGCCUGAGUAUCACGGAAUGGAGACCCGUCACUGGUUCCCUCUGGCCUGGCUCCCAGGAGGAGUGGGAGUCCGAGUUUGAAAAGUACCGCGCCUCUCCCGAGUUCAAGAUGCUCAACUCGAGCAUGACCCUCCCCGAGUUCAAGCAGAUCUACUUCAUGGAGUGGACUCAUCGUCUCUGGGGCCGCUUCAUCGGCAUGUCCUUCGUCCUCCCCACCAUCUACUUCAUUGCUCGUCGCCGCGUCACCCCUCGCAUGGCUUGCACUCUUGUUGGCAUCUCGGCUCUCAUCGGCUUCCAGGGCUUCAUUGGCUGGUGGAUGGUCAAGUCCGGUCUCAAGGAUGACCUCUUUGCUCCCGGCUCCCACCCCCGUGUCAGCCAGUACCGUCUCGCCGCCCAUCUUGCUACCGCUUUCGUCUGCUACUCCUGGAUGCUUCUUGCCGGUCUCAGCAUUCUCCGCACUCACAAGGCCAUCAAGUUCCCCGAGCAGGCCGUCAAGAACUUCACUGCUCUCCAGUCGCCUGCCCUUAGAGUCCUCCGCGGUUCCGUUGCUGCCCUCACCGUGCUCAUCUUCACCACUGUUCUCUCGGGCGCCCUCGUUGCUGGUCUCGACGCCGGUCUCAUUUACAACGACUUUGACCACCGUAUCCCUGGGCCACUCUCCACCUUCACUGCCGUCUGCGCUCUGGUUGCCUACAGCCGCUCUGGCAAGGUCAAGGCCGUCCUUCCCCCUGCUGCGAAAAAGGGAAUCACCGGCCUCCUCCAUCUCGUUUCUCUGCAGGUUGCUCUCGGCAUCAGCACCCUCAUCUACAUGGUUCCCAUUCCCCUGGCCGCUGCCCACCAGGCUGGUGCUCUUGCCUUGUUGACCGGAGUUCUCGUUGCUGGUCAGCGCCUUCGUAUCCCCAAGGCUACCUUGGCUAUGGUCCAGAGAAGACUGGCUCAGCUGGCUCAGCAGGCCAAGACCCAAGGCCCCAAAUAA
Molecule: messenger RNA, 1368 nt
Organism: Sordaria macrospora k-hell
Lineage: Eukaryota; Fungi; Ascomycota; Sordariomycetes; Sordariales; Sordariaceae
Source: RefSeq, a predicted model, not a curated record